Osmia lignaria (orchard mason bee) is the source of this 828-nucleotide messenger RNA. NCBI's taxonomy places the organism in Eukaryota, Metazoa, Arthropoda, Insecta, Hymenoptera, Megachilidae. The record is from RefSeq and is a predicted model, not a curated record.
AUGGCUCUUUUGAACAAGGGUAGUCUGUUUGGAAACGUGCAAUGCUUCAUGUACUCAGUGGAGUGGCAAAAGCGACGUCUGCCUCACAUCCACAUCUUGCUGUGGCUAGAGCAGCGUAUCUUCCUUGACAUGAUCGACAAAGUCAUCUGUGCCGAAAUACUUGACCCCGUGCAAGAUUCUCUUCUCCAGAACAUCGUCAAGGCCAACAUGAUUCAUGGUCCCUGCGGGGGCUUAAACCACCAUUCGCCCUGCACGAAAGGAGGCAGCUGUAGCAAGAGGUACUCCCGGCUGUUUCUCAAGGACACUCAGACAGGAGACGAUGGAUACCCGCAAUAUCGGAGGAGAUCUCCAGCUGAUGGUGGCCUCCCCGUAAAAAUCAAUGAGAUAGAGCUGGACAACUGCUGGGUGGUGCCAUACAACCCUGUCCUGUUACGUAUUUUCAAUGUUCAUGUCAAUGUGGAAUUAUGCAACUCUGUCAAGUCCAUCAAGUACAUUUGCAAGUACGUGAACAAGGGCAGUGACCAGGCGGCUUUUGUCGUGGAAAGUGAGAGGGAUGAGGUGAAGUUGUACGAGAGUGGGCGAUAUAUCAGCAGCUCAGAAGCGGUUCGGAGAAUCUUAGCAUUCCCCAUUCAUGAGAGGUACCCCACUGUGUUCCAUCUUGCUGUUCACCUCGAGAAUGGUCAACGUGUGCACUUCAACUCCAAGAACUUGGCUGAGAGGCUCAGCAACCCACCUCAGACAACACUCUUGGCUUUCUUCGAGCUAUGCAAAACUGACGACUUUGCACAAACCCUUCUAUAUUCCGAGGUCCCUUCUUACUACGUGUGA